UUAGAUGGGGCUGCAGGUUUGUUAGAUGGGGCUGUAGGUUUGUUAGAUGGGGCUGCAGGUUUGUUAGACGGGGCUGCAGGCUUGUUAGAUAAAGCUGCAGGUUUGUUAGAUGGAGCUGCAGGUUUGUUAGAUGGAGCUGCAGGUUUGUUAGAUGGAGCUGCAGGUUUGUUAGAUGGAGCUGCAGGUUUGUUAGAUGGGGCUACAGUCUUGUUAGAUGGAGCUGCAGGUUUGUUAGAUGGGGCUACAGUCUUGUUAGAUGGAGCUGCAGGCUUGUUAGAUGGGGCUGCAGGUUUGUUAGAUGGGGCUACAGUCUUGUUAGAUGGAGCUGCAGGCUUGUUAGAUGGAGCUGCAGUCUUGUUAGAUGGAGCUGCAGGCUUGUUAGAUGGGGCUACAGUCUUGUUAGAUGGAGCUGCAGGCUUGUUAGAUGGGGCUACAGUCUUGUUAGAUGGGGCUACAGUCUUGUUAGAUGGGGCUACAGUCUUGUUAGAUGGAGCUGCAGGCUUGUUAGAUGGAGCUACAGUCUCGUUAGAUGGGGCUACAGUCUUGUUAGAUGGGGCUACAGUCUUGUUAGAUGGAGCUGCAGGUUUGUUAGAUGGGGCUGCAGGCUUGUUAGAUGGAGCUGCAGGCUUGUUAGAUGGAGCUGCAGGUUUGUUAGAUGGGGCUGCAGGCUUGUUAGCUGGGGCUGCAGGCUUGUUAGAUGGGGCUGCAGGCUUGUUAGAUGGGGCUGCAGGUUUGUUAGAUGGGGCUGCAGGUUUGUUAGAUGGGGCUGCAGGCUUGUUAGAUGGGGCUGCAGUCUUGUUAGAUGGGGCUGCAGGCUUGUUAGAUGGGGCUACAGUCUUGUUAGAUGGGGCUGCAGGUUUGUUAGAUGGGGCUGCAGGUUUGUUAGAUGGGGCUGCAGGCUUGUUAGAUGGGGCUGCAGUCUUGUUAGAUGGGGCUGCAGUCUUGUUAGAUGGGGCUGCAGUCUUGUUAGAUGGGGCUGCAGUCUUGUUAGAUGGGGCUGCAGGUUUGUUAGAUGGAGCUUCAGGUUUGUUAAAUGGAGCUGCAGGUUUGUUAGAUGGAGCUGCAGGUUUGUUAGAUGUGGUUGCAGGUUUGUUAGAUGGGAUCGCAGGCUUGUUAGAUGGGGCUGCAGGUUUGUUAGAUGGGGCUGCAGGUUUGUUAGAUGGAGCUACGGGUUUGUUAAAUGGAGCUGCAGGUUUGUUAGAUGAGGCUGCAGGCGUGUAA
Messenger RNA from Candidula unifasciata, 1221 nucleotides. Lineage: Eukaryota; Metazoa; Mollusca; Gastropoda; Stylommatophora; Geomitridae. The record is from the annotation of a GenBank genome assembly.